UCAAAACAAGAUCACUAUUUUCAAUUUCCAAUAGGGCUCACUGCGUAGAAUAUGAUGACGUAAAAUGAUUUAUUGAUACUAUUGUUUCUGAUUUUUAUAGCUUUUGUGGUCUUUAUACAUUUAAUUUGAAUGAAAAACACAAACCUGUCUAUUUACAUUUUCAUUUAGUUAGUUUUGUUUUACAAUUUAAAAGUGGAUCGAAAUGACUCGCAUAUUGUGUAUUUUAUUUUUCGUAUUAUGUGUUGAUAAAGUGUCUUUAGCUUUAAAAUUAUUAGUUUCAAAUGAUGGGCCAGCUGUUCGGGGAUCUAACAUAACAUUUACGGCCACUGUUCUUGGUUAUUCAGGAGAAAAUCUUCAAUUUGAUUUUUCGGACGAUGUACAGCCACAACAUAGGGCGCAAUUUGUCUCGAAAUCCAAUGUUUCAAAAUGGACUGUCGAGUACCCGCGCGAUUUGUAUGAAGCUGGGGAGCACACAGUCACAGUUAAUCUUAUGAAAACAUUUUUUGGUAUGUGGAUCUUGGCAGCCACGGCAUCCACAACAUUCCAAAUUACAGAUUCACUCAAUGGAAACCUGUAUCUGCAGCAAAACAAUUUAAUUAGAAAUAACAAGUUUGUUGCCUCUAACAACACAGUGCACCACUUCGUACAACUACCGGAUAAUGAGAUGCAAUUUUUGAAGAAAAACGCAUCUACAAUUAUCACUUAUUGGUUCAUCGAUUGUAUGUUCAUAGAUCAAACAACAGACUUCUCUUUAAACUAUACCUACCAGGAUGUGAUGACUGAUCAUUAUAUCGAUGUGUUGGUUGUGGCUAACAACGAACCGUUGCCUCCGAUAACAACAACAACUACUACAACUACGACAACAACAACAACAACAACUACAACAACAACAACUACUACUACAACUACAACAACAACAACUCCCAAACCAUCUUUGGUUCCAAGUGUAGAUACUUCAUCAGUGGUACCAUUAAGCAAUACAAGUGAUAUUGCGAGUCAUAAAAUAUCCAAGCGUGGUUUAGCCACGAAUGCGAAACGAAAGCACGCAAUGAAGGAUUUCAUAUGCCACAACUCAAGCAUAGUGCCGAUCGGCGAUACUUACACAUAUGGACAUUAUCAGGAAACAAUUAGUAUAAGAGAGGCAAUUUCAACAGUGAACAUAACUGGUUUAAAUUGGUUGCAACAUGGUGAUCUUCUUAACCUACAAGUGAAAUACACAGGGUCACCACCAUUCGACUUUUGUGCUAUAUACAAGCUGGGACAAUACAACGUCACAGGGAAUGAGACAUGUUCUAUGAAGUCCAGAACUAUUUCUAACAUUAUCCCGUUGGUGCAUUAUUUUUCUGAUAGCGAGCAGCAUACUGUUGUUGUUGUUAUUGAGAAUGAGGUUGGGAAGAGUGUGUCGAGGGCCACAAUCAAUAUUUAUAAAGCCGCAGUGCAUGCGCAGUUGUCAGUCAUUGUAGUUCCAGUGGCAUUCUCUCUAGUAGCUGUAAUAUUAGUGGUGUUUGGUGUUGCCUACUAUCAGCAUAGAUCAAGGCAUACCGUAGAAGUGGCUGACUUCGACUUUGGUCAGCAAGUGAAUCUAGACUACAAGACAUUCACUGAGCGCCUGAGAGACAGUUUCAGAAACGCCUUCAACUUUAGACAUCGAGACGACAUAGAUCCACUAACAUCUGACGCUAGAUAUGACUCGAUGUGAGUGUUUUGUUCCUGUGUAAAGAAAUAUUAUUGUUAAAAAUUUGUAUAUCCAUGUUUUCCGCUCAGUGAUUAUGAAUGAAGGGUAUCAUACUGCUUUCAUGGGAUUAUAAUAAUAAUAUUUUUUUAAUUAUUAUCAAUAUUUUUUUUAUUUGAUGUGUGUAUCCAUUCCAAUAUAAAUAAUUUGUGAAAUAUGAUUUUUAAAUGUUUUUAACCGACUGUAAUUAUUGUACAAUUAAUAUAAAUACAUAGCCAUUGUGUUAUGUUUUUUUAAGUAAUCCAUCUCGAUUUAUUUAUGUAUUAUUAUUGUUAAUUGAACCAAAAAUAAGGGGUUUUAUAGCUAUCAAGAGAGAGAAAGGGGGGGAGGCUAAUUAAUUAUGAAUGUUCGGACGCUAUGAAUAGAAUUAAUACAAUUAUUAACGUUAAAACUACUUAGAUAGAUUAUAAAACAUCUAUAUAGUAUCAUUUAAUUCUCAUCCAUUUAUCUGUACCAAUAAAUAAAAUUGGAGUGCCUGUUUGUAAUAUUGAAAUAGAAUCUUUUUACUAAAUACGUAUGAAUGUAUACACAGUAGAUGCAUCAAAAAACAGUUUUUAUUUACAAUCGUUAUUUGCCAGUCUGUCUGUUUAUUCCGGCUAAUUUCUGGAACGGGUAGGUUGAAUUUAACGGGAUACACUGGCUGAUAGCUGAUGUAAUAAGGAGAGACUUAACUUGCUUUAUGUAUGCAUUGAAAUUGUCUUCUUUAUCAUGCAGCUUGGAGGAGGAAAAAGCUUUAUAUCAGACUGAUUGAUGUUUGCAUCAUAGAAAUGUGCAUUUUGUCCAUUAAUUUUGUAAGACAUGGCGCGUUUCACUUUUACAGAUCUUUUUUUUUUUAAUUAAUUACAGAUCUUAGUAUUCAUAAAGAGAAGGGCCGUAAUAUGUAUUAUUUGAAUGCCCCGAUUUUCGGUAUUAUUAUAUUGUUAUUACUUUGUUUUAAUCAAUUCAAGGUGAUUUCGUUAUUUGAUGAUUAAAAACAUAUUACAAUUUUGUAUAUAUCUGGCAAUCAAUUGUAUAGUCUGUCCAAUUAUGUGUAUUAUAUUUUGUUAUUAAAAUGUAAGAUGUAUGCGGAAAAGGAACUAACAUACGAUAUGCCAAAUUAAAGAACAAAUGAUUGUCAUCAUCUGUAGUUAUAUACUAAUGAAUAAAAAUCUAUAUUCAUCACGUUUUUAUAUUCGAUUCGAUUUAUUUAUAUCGCUUUAGCAGCAUUGUACUGCAAGGAAUCCCUUAAAAUGUUGCCAGGUACACGAAAAUGAUGAUUAAAAAUUAAUCGAAUAUAAAAGCGGGAUAAAAAUAAAUGUUUCACACCGUGAAGUUUAUAAAUAUUCGAGUCAUAUUCCUAAAUUAAUAAAUUUAACCUAGCAAUUAGUAUUAGUGUAAUUCGGGACAUCACGAUAAUUUUUUAAAAGUGAUCAGUCAUGUUUUGUGAUAUAUUAGUUUUAUAUUAUAGAUUUAUUUAUCGUAUAGUGAUAGGGAGCAUAUUUAUUUAAGAAGCAUAAGAUUGUUAUCUUUAAUAUUAUUCAAAUUAAUUUAAUGUCUUACUUGACAUAAUUAAUUUAUUUUUAAAUACAACAUAAAUAAGAUACAUUGAUUGGAUUCUAUAGUACACACAUUUCAUUGUUUUUAUUCCGUGCAAAGUAAAACGUUGCAGUGUUGUGCUUCUUAAAUAAAUUUGCAAAAUUGUAGAACUUACAUUAAAGUGUUAUUUAAAUGUUA
Zerene cesonia (dogface butterfly) is the source of this 3445-nucleotide messenger RNA. RefSeq lists its product as uncharacterized. The transcript is spliced from 7 exons. Bases 203 to 1699 code for a protein of 498 amino acids. NCBI's taxonomy places the organism in Eukaryota, Metazoa, Arthropoda, Insecta, Lepidoptera, Pieridae. The record is from RefSeq and is a predicted model, not a curated record.